Perca fluviatilis (European perch) is the source of this 1246-nucleotide messenger RNA. RefSeq names its product GDP-L-fucose synthase-like. Gene Ontology annotation, biological process: nucleotide-sugar biosynthetic process. Gene Ontology annotation, molecular function: GDP-L-fucose synthase activity. The transcript has 11 exons. Lineage: Eukaryota; Metazoa; Chordata; Actinopteri; Perciformes; Percidae. The record is from RefSeq and is a predicted model, not a curated record. The coding region runs from base 167 to 1141 and encodes 324 amino acids.
GGGGGAACAAGCUGAACAAGUAAAACGACAAAUACUAUACAAAGGAUUGAUGCACUUAUUAGCAGGGACUGCCUACUGGUAGGCAACACAGGUUAGGCAAACGCUCAAGGUACAUCCACACUAACUUCAGCCCUUUAACACAAAGGAGCCAGCACACCUAUAGAAGAUGGGGUCAGAGAUCAAAGUAGGGCCAAUGCGUGUCCUGGUGACUGGUGGAUCUGGGUUGGUGGGCAAAGCCAUUGAGCAUGUGGUGCAGCAGGAAGGUGGGAAACUGGAGGGAGAAGAAUGGAUCUUCCUCUCUUCCAAGGAUGCUGAUCUUGUAGACGUUGGUCAGACCAGGGCUGUGUUCGAGAAGUAUCGACCCACUCAUGUCAUCCACCUGGCUGCAAAAGUUGGAGGACUCUAUCUACACAUGAGGGAGAAUCUGCACUUUUUGAGAAACAACCUCAAAAUCAAUGACAACGUCCUACAAACAGCCCACGAGAUGGGUGUCACCAGGGUCGUGUCUUGCCUGUCCAGUUGCAUCUUCCCUGACAAAACCACAUACCCUAUCGAUGAGACCAUGAUACACAACGGAUCACCCCAUAGCUCCAAUUUUGGAUACUCGCAUGCUAAAAGGAUGAUUGAUGUUCAGAACAGGGCAUACUUUCAGCAGUAUGGUCAUCAUUACACAGCGGUCAUCCCGACCAAUGUGUUUGGUCCCUAUGACAACUUCAACAUAGAAAAUGGUCACGUGCUGUCUGCACUAAUGAACAAGACAUACAAGGCCAAAAAGGAAGGAACUGCUGUGAAUGUCUGUGGCUCUGGAGCUCCUAGGAGACAGUUCAUCUACUCUCUGGAUGUGGGUCGUCUAAUCAUUUGGGCCCUGAGAGAAUAUGAAGAAAUUGAACCUAUUAUCCUCUCUGUGGGUGAAGAAGAUGAAAUCUCAAUCAAAGAGGCCAUGGACUUGAUUACAAAGGCUCUGGACUUCAAAGGCAAAAUACAUUUUGACACCACCAUGUCAGAUGGACAGAUGAAGAAGACAGCCAGCAAUGCCAAACUAAGACGCUACCUUCCCGACUUCCCCUUCACACCUCUUGAAGAAGCUAUAAAGAUGACUUGCGACUGGUUCGUAGCCAACUAUGACAUUGCCCGGACAUGAGGUGACCAAACACUGAGCUGAAACACACUAUUCUUUGGUUUUGGUGUAAAGCAAGUUACAAUAUUGGUUUAUACAGUGCCACAUUAAACGAUGCUUAACAUAUUA